This is a messenger RNA of Striga asiatica, 339 nucleotides long. The record is from the annotation of a GenBank genome assembly. NCBI's taxonomy places the organism in Eukaryota, Viridiplantae, Streptophyta, Magnoliopsida, Lamiales, Orobanchaceae.
AUGGUGAAGUUGCCGGUGAUCAAAAUAAUCAAUACAAAGGGCCACACAAGUCGAUACAUCCGUAAUACGGAGAAAGUGAAGAAAAUCGGGUUCUGUAACAGAGGUCUGGAUUUCAGUUGGGUUGUCCGGAAACUGCCUCUGGAUUCGGAGCAAUAUUACGAGGACCUAAUGGGGAAUGGGAUCUCGGAGGUGAGGGUAAAAUGGGGAGGAAAAAGAUUGGUAGAAGAAAGGAGAAAAGACAGUGGGGCUGGCUGGAGCGUGGGGUUAUGGCUUUUUCCGGCUAUUCGGACAGUGAUAUACUUGUUUUCUCUUAAAUUACGAUAUUCACAUCAGGUUAAG